AGUUUUUGAGCGACACCUGUCCCGUCCAGUAGCGCCUCGAUCGCCUAAUAAUCAGAAAUAAUUCGGUUAUGUUUUUGUAAACACGUAGUUCUAGUUUAUAUUAAUGUUUAAUACCUUGAUUGUUUUAAUUACCACAAUGGCUGUGUUUUUUUAAACGUGACGUCUACUACAAAAGCGUCUUCCUGCGUUUUUGUUCUGUGCAUGAUUAAAAGAGUGAGGUUUUCGUUUAUGAUGAUAGUGUUGUACUUUUUAUCUGCGGUUAUACAUGCUCUAUAAAUUGUGUGACAUUUAAAUAAACGCCACUGUAUGUCAUUUAUUUUGUACGGGUAACUGACCGUCUUGCAUUAGAUGAGGGGUUUUGUUGCGAACCCAGUAUUGAAUUCGCGACAGAACACACCUACGUGUUUAUAAAUAGCUCGUAUCCGUCAACAAGACUCCGUGUAAUAAUAAUAAUAAUAAUCCAGCGUUUCGUGCUGUUUGUGUUGCAUGUUUCCAUUCUUAACGACAAAACCGCUUUAGCCUUUAGCGUUGAAAACGGCGGGGACAAAGUCUCCAGGGCGUCUCCGGGGCUGUGCUGCCGCUGGACAGGUACAGAAGGAGGCGACAGGUUAAAAUUUAACUCCACGGGAGAAGCGGCUUUAUCGUGGCGUGCAAUCCGGCUCGGGGCGCGCCGGGAGGAAAGAUGGAGGGGCUCUUGCUCAGCAGCAACCGCAGACGGUAAACUUCGUCAGAGCGGAGGAGACCACGACCGGCGGCCGGUUCACCUUGAGUGUAUGAAGGCCUUACAAAGGGAGGGACCUUACACAGAGGCCAUCUGUACAGGUGGCAGGCUGACAGGUCAAGGAGAGGAGUGUGUUUAACCGGAAGUUUCAAGGACCAUGCUUUCUGCAAACUGUUUCCAUCAUCUCUCCGUCCACCGUCACAAGCUGGCGGCAGCGCGCCGGCUGAGAUCGCUGAGCGCGGCCGUGUGGCCCCACCCGGGGCCGCCUCCUCGCCGCUACCCCCCCGCGGAGACCCCGAGGAGGAGGUACAGAGCAGGAGCCCAGUCCGGCCCGAUGGCGGCGUCCCAGAUGAGCCACAUCCUGAGGACGAACGAGUACAGCUUCGGGGUCCACGAGCUGGACGGCAGGAACGCCAGCCCGGUCCUGGGGUUCGACAGCAACCUCCUGCCCUCGAACGUGCCCAGCGAGGACCGCAGGAGCGCCGCCACCUGCCUGCAGAGCAGGGGGAUGCUGUUCGGCGUCUUCGACGGGCACGCCGGCUACGCUUGCGCGCAGGCGGUCAGCGAGCGACUCUUCUACUACAUAGCGGUGUCUCUGUUGCCGCUGAAGACGCUGAUGGACAUCGAGGAGGCGGUGGAGAACGAGCGGCCCGUGUUCCCCGUCUUGCAGUGGCACAAGCACCCCAACGACUACGUCAGCACGGACGCCGGGAAGCUGUACUUCAGCAGCCUGCGGACCUACUGGCAGGAGCUCAUCGAGCUGCACGCCGGCGAGCACCACAAGGACAUCGGCGCCGCCCUGGUGGGCGCCUUCCAGAGGCUGGACAGCGACAUCUCGCUGGAAGCGCAGGUGGAGCUCGGGGACCCCCUCUCGCACUACACGCCCCUCAGGGUGGCGAUCUCGGGGUGCACCGCCUGCGUCGCCCACGUGGACGGGCUGGACCUGCACGUCGCCAACCUGGGGGACAGCCGGGCCGUGCUGGGGGUCCAGAACGGCAACGGCACCUGGUCCGCCUUGACCGUCAGCAACGAUCACAACGCCCAGAACCCCGAGGAGCUAGAGAGGGUACGCCUGGAGCACCCGGUGGCGGAGGAGAAGACCGUCGUCAAACACGACCGGCUGCUGGGGCUUCUCAUGCCUUUCCGGGCUUUUGGGGACAUCAAGUUCAAAUGGAGCGGCGAGCUCCUGAGCAGGGUGCUCGACGCGCGCCCGGACAUACUGUCUGCGAACGAAUAUGCCAGGAUGCUCCCUGCAAACUACCACACCCCUCCCUAUCUCACCGCAGAGCCGGAAGUCACGUCUCACAGGCUCCGGCCUCAAGACAAGUUCCUGGUCCUGGCCACGGACGGCCUGUGGGACCUGAUGCACAGGCAGAACGUUGUUCAAGUGGUUGGGGAGCACUUAACGGGAAUCCACUGGCAGAAGCCGGUUUCCGGGACCUCCUUCACCCUGGGACAGAUGCACAGCUUACUGGCGGAAAGGAAAUCCCGGGCCUCCACGGCUUUUGAAGACCACAACACCGCAACGCAUCUGAUACGCCAUGCCCUGGGAAGCGAUGGUUUUGGAGGCCUGGAUCCUAGGCGCUUGUCCAGGAUGCUCAGCCUGCCUCAGGAGUUGGCUAGGAUGUACAGAGAUGACAUUACAGUUACUGUAAUCCAGCUGAACACUCCCAUCAUUGAAGCACAGUGUAAAGCAGCUGCCUUGUAAAUGCUGAGCUCCCACUACCGUUUCAUGUGGGAACAGUAAAAUCAUUUUAUAAAAUUGACUGGGAACACGAA
Molecule: messenger RNA, 2500 nt
Organism: Lepisosteus oculatus (spotted gar)
Lineage: Eukaryota; Metazoa; Chordata; Actinopteri; Semionotiformes; Lepisosteidae
Product: pyruvate dehydrogenase [acetyl-transferring]-phosphatase 1, mitochondrial
Biological process (GO): protein dephosphorylation
Cellular component (GO): mitochondrion
Molecular function (GO): cation binding; [pyruvate dehydrogenase (acetyl-transferring)]-phosphatase activity
Source: RefSeq, a predicted model, not a curated record